This is a messenger RNA of Carya illinoinensis, 1450 nucleotides long. RefSeq names its product peroxidase 35-like. Gene Ontology annotation, molecular function: peroxidase activity; heme binding. The record is from RefSeq and is a predicted model, not a curated record. Gene Ontology annotation, biological process: hydrogen peroxide catabolic process; response to oxidative stress. Bases 95 to 1087 code for a protein of 330 amino acids. NCBI's taxonomy places the organism in Eukaryota, Viridiplantae, Streptophyta, Magnoliopsida, Fagales, Juglandaceae. The transcript has 4 exons.
GCAUCGAGUAGUAGACACCCAUAUAGAUAGCACUGGUAUAUAGAAAUAGAAAUAGUCCGAUAGUGCAAAAUCGAGCUUCGAAUUGGCCCCUCAAAUGGAUGCUCGGUUUGUUCUUGCGUGGUCACUUUUGAUCUUAGGUUUCUGCGGCCUCUUCCCUUACACAGUGUCGGCACAACUGAAGCAAAACUACUAUGCCAACGUCUGCCCCAAUGUUGAAACCAUCGUAAGAGAUGCAGUUGGAAAGAAAGUUAAACAAACUUCGGUCGCAGUUGCUGCAACUAUCCGUCUAUUUUUUCAUGACUGCUUUGUCCAGGGUUGUGAUGCCUCUGUAAUUAUACAGUCUACUGGAAGCAACAAGGCGGAGAAGGACCACCCUGAUAAUCUGUCCUUGGCAGGAGAUGGCUUUGACACCGUGAUCAAAGCCAAAGCAGCUGUUGAUGCAGUCCCAAGCUGCAAAAACAAAGUCUCCUGCGCUGAUAUUCUCGCAAUGGCAACCCGAGACGUCAUUACACUGUCUGGGGGGCCUUCUUAUGCUGUGGAGUUGGGAAGAAUGGAUGGGGUGAGCUCAAAUGCAACGAGCGUAGAAGGGAAGCUGCCAAAGCCAUUCUUCAAUUUGGACCAGCUCAAUACAAUGUUUGCUGCCAAUGGUCUCUCCCAGACGGAUAUGGUUGCUCUCUCAGCUGCACACACCGUCGGAUUCUCUCACUGCGGUCAAUUUGCAAACCGGUUAUACAAUUUCAGCCGUCAAAACCCGGUGGACGCUACGCUGGACAAGAAUUAUGCGGCUCAGCUGCAAUCACAGUGUCCUAAGAAUGUGGACCCCACGAUAGUCGUCACCAUGGACCCAAUCUCACCCAAUACGUUCGAUAAAGCAUACUUUAAGAAUCUGCAACAAGGCAAGGGACUGUUCAGCUUGGACCAAGUUCUGUUCACGGACACAAGGUCCAGGCCAACUGUAAACAAUUGGGCAGUUAGCACUUCUGCCUUUGAAACCGCCUUUGUCUCCGCCAUCACCAAGCUCGGUCGCGUCGGGGUUAAGACAGGGAAGAAUGGCAACAUUCGUCGUGAUUGUUCAGCUUUUAAUUGAAAAUACUACGCCCGGGCCAAAAAAUUCAUGAGUUAGAAGCUGGUCGAAGCUAAAAAAAUAUAAUUAAAUCUCUACUUAUUUCAAAAGUUUAAUUUGAUGAGAAAAUGUAAGUAGGUUUAAUUAUUUAUAUUUUACAUUUACAGUUAAAUAUCAAAUGUAAGAACAAAAAACAUAAAUAACAAAAAUAAAAAUAGGCAAUGUAAACUGUCCUUACGUAUGGAAUAAAUUAUAAUGAAUUCGCACGCAUUGCUUUAUGAAUAAUGUUAAGAUCGGUUUUCUCGUUAUUAUUCUUACUUUUAAGCAAUCAUGUUGGGAGAUUAAGGGCUAAAGUUCUUUAAUUUAGAAUGUCAUUGACUUGACUCU